AUGAAAUCUUUCUGUGCAUUGCUUGCCCUGGUUGGUGUAUGCUCGGCUCAACUGUUCGCAUGGCCUGCCUCUUCCUACAGCCCAUACUAUGCUAGGUACUAUGCUGCAUCUUCACUCGCAGCGCCAGUAGCUGCCGCAUACCCAGCAGUAGCCGCAGCUCCUGUAAUGCCUGCUCCAGCUUAUGCUGCUCCAGCCUACGCAGCUGCUCCAGCUAUCGCUGCUCAUACAGCUCUUAGCCCUCCAGUUGCAACAGGACCAGCCAUAGCUGCUGCCACCGCCAACGGAGCUCCACUCCUUAGCCCGGCUUAUGCUGCCGUCAUGGCUCCAGCGGUUCAGCCUGCUCCAGUAGCUGCAGCACCAGCUCCAGUUCCUGCCUACGCUCCAUUCCAAACGGCGACGUACCUCAUCGGGUCAAAUAAGGAAUGA
Strongylus vulgaris is the source of this 426-nucleotide messenger RNA. Lineage: Eukaryota; Metazoa; Nematoda; Chromadorea; Rhabditida; Strongylidae. The record is from the annotation of a GenBank genome assembly.